Messenger RNA from Papilio xuthus (Asian swallowtail), 878 nucleotides. RefSeq lists its product as uncharacterized. Gene Ontology annotation, cellular component: transcription regulator complex; nucleus. The transcript has 2 exons. Gene Ontology annotation, biological process: regulation of transcription by RNA polymerase II. The record is from RefSeq and is a predicted model, not a curated record. Gene Ontology annotation, molecular function: DNA binding. Lineage: Eukaryota; Metazoa; Arthropoda; Insecta; Lepidoptera; Papilionidae. The coding region runs from base 60 to 854 and encodes 264 amino acids.
ACAUUCUCUCGUCAGUAACCGCCUCGCAUGCGGCGUAAAAACAACGCAAGCUCCGUGUUAUGUACACCAUGUCAGCAGAAAUUGCUCUAGUCCAGGAAAUAGAGAAAUAUCCGUGUCUCUACAACAGUUAUUUGCCCGAAUAUAACCGCAAGGAUCUCGCUGAAGAAGCAUGGGCGCAAGUCGCACAUAAUAACAAUCUGACAGUUAGCGACUGCAAAGAAAAAUGGCGAAAUAUAAGAUGUUCAUUUUUAAGAAGUUUGAAACCCACUACGCGAUAUAAAAAACCUUACUAUUUAACUGCUUAUCUACAAUUCAUAUUGCCGUUUAUGAAAUCGAUAAAUAAUUUAGAAUAUGUUGACGAACUUCAAUUAAAUGAUUCGUUCAAGAAUACAAAUGACGUAAUAGUAAAAAUGGAACCAGAAGAAAUUCUUGGAGCACAAUCUGAAGAUGAAAAUAUAAACAAAGAAAUACCAAUCAGAAUCAAAUAUCAGUCAGAAUCCUCUGAAUGUAUAAUUCAAAGGGAAAAACCUACAGUCCCAAGACGACGUAAACACUUUACUCCAAUUGUGAAAAAAACAGAGAAAAAAAGUAAAAAGUCACACAUCACAUGUUCAAACAAAAUCAAUGGAAAUGCUUUGCGUUUCUUCUUACUAAGUCUUCUACCAGAAUUAGAAACAAUGACGGACGAACAAGUUAGAUUAUUUAAAAUUAAAGCUAUGUUGUUAAUUGAUGAAAUAAAAACAAAUGAUACACAGAUAAGGCAAAGUAUAAACAAUAUAAAUGAUUCGAGGCGCAUUCAAAAGCGAUUAAUUAAUUUGCUAUUGAAAAACGUAAAGAAAGAAUUACAUAAUUGAGAAGUUAUUUAACUGUUAUUUGUA